Messenger RNA from Nanorana parkeri, 1383 nucleotides. It is a transcript of the gene LYPLA1, whose product is annotated as lysophospholipase I. Gene Ontology annotation, cellular component: cytoplasm. The coding region runs from base 146 to 835 and encodes 229 amino acids. Gene Ontology annotation, biological process: protein depalmitoylation. Lineage: Eukaryota; Metazoa; Chordata; Amphibia; Anura; Dicroglossidae. The transcript is spliced from 9 exons. The record is from RefSeq and is a predicted model, not a curated record. Gene Ontology annotation, molecular function: carboxylic ester hydrolase activity; palmitoyl-(protein) hydrolase activity.
CGGGUGUCUUCUCCGCCUCAUGACGCCGCUGUAACGCCCCCUUCCUCGCGGCUUCUCUCCGGGUUAUUGAAGGAUAAGGGCGGCGCGGUUGUGGACGGUCAGAAACACCCGAUAGCACGAGGACGAAUUCGGGCACACCCGGUGUAUGUGCGGCAACACUAUGUCCGCACCCUUGCCUGCCAUAGUGCCCGCCGCCCGAAAGGCCACGGCCGCGGUAAUAUUCCUGCACGGCUUAGGAGAUACUGGGCAUGGCUGGGCAGAAGCAAUGGCAAGCAUCAGAAGUCCUCAUGUGAAGUACAUAUGUCCACAUGCGCCCAUCAUGCCGGUAUCAUUAAACAUGAACAUGGCUAUGCCUUCAUGGUUUGACAUAAUUGGAUUGUCUCCAGAUGCUCAGGAGGAUGAUGCUGGCAUUAAGCAGGCUGCAGAGAACAUUAAAGCUAUUAUAGACCAAGAAGUAAAGAAUGGUAUACCAACAAAUAGAAUCAUUUUAGGAGGAUUUUCUCAGGGAGGAGCCCUGUCACUGUACACUGCUCUGACAAUGAGUCAGAAAUUAGCUGGGGUUGUCGCUCUGAGCUGUUGGCUUCCAUUAAGAACCUCUUUUCCCCAGGCUGCUGCUAAUAGUGCCAAUAAAGAUGUGUGUGUUCUCCAGUGCCAUGGAGAAAGUGAUCCACUAGUUCCUCUCAUGUUCGGAUCUCUCACAUCAGAGAAGCUAAAAUCUAUAAUAAAUCCAGCAAAUAUUAAUUUUAAGACCUACGCGGGUUUGGCACACAGCUCAUGCAACCAGGAAAUGUCUGAUAUCAAGCAAUUCAUUGAGAAGCAGAUACCCCCAAGUUAACCGACACUUCAUUAUGCCUUUUUGAAUAUGCACCAGCAACAGUCACUAUGCUCCUCCUUAAAUUCCUUCAGUAAGGAACCUUCUAGUUAUUCAGAUACGAUGCAGUCAUUAGGGUUGGGAUAAUCAACAUGGUUACCAAGGAUUUACUGAUUUAUUUUGGUCAAACAUAGGAAAUAAAAGACCACGUUAGAAAAGUAUAGUUGACUGAUUUGCUAUAUUAUUUAUAGCAUUGUGAGGGCUAUUUCAUGAGGUAGAAGCGGAGGACUUUGAAUACUGUUGACAGAUGGUCGGUCUAUACGUGCGUAUAGUAUAACACAAACCUCCUAGUUUUUGUUUCCAGUUCUGUGUUCAUGUUGUGCAUUAAAAAUGCAGUACAUUCUUGUUCAGCUUUUCUAACCUGUUGUACAUUUCUACAAUAAAGUUACAUAAAAAGGUUUAAAAUGUAUGGGAAAAGUCCGUAUUUCUGUCAUCACAACUAGACUUAAAGGUUAUUGGGAUCCUUCAGCUGUUCUUUGGUAGGCAGAAUGUUGGCUGCGGUUUAAUAGCAU